AUGUCCAAGCGGAGGCCGGUAAUGAGCGGUGUUCCUCAGGGAUCAGUCUUGGAACCUGUGCUCUUCAACCUCUUCAUCAAUGACAUUGAUUAUGGGUGUGAGUGCAUCCUCAGCAAGUUUGCCCAUGACACUGAGUUGAGUGGUGUGGUUAACAUGUUGGAGGAAUGCGUCUCGCGCCGCCGGCCCGCCCUCCCGCCGAGAUGCGGCAGGCAGCCUCUGCUCUCGCGCGACUUGUGGCACCGCCGCCGCUUCCGGCUUUGCGCUGCAAUGGCGGCGUCGGGCAGCGAGGAGGAGCGGGCGGGUGGCGCGGCGCUGGGCGCGGGACAGUGUCACCCCGGCGUGGCGCGACGGCGUGGACGGACGCUCCUGGUGCGGCACCUGCCCGCCGAGCUGACCGCGGCGGAGAAGGAGGAUCUGCUGCAGCACUUCGGGGCGGUGGCCGUGCGCGUCCUGUCGGACCACGGACGGCUGAAACAUACUGCUUUUGCUACUUUUCCUAGCGAAAAUGCUGCUGUAAAGGCUUUGUCAAGACUGCAUCAGCUGAAACUUUUAGGGCACACUUUAGUUGUUGAAUUUGCAAAGGAGCAAGAUAGCGUGCAGGUACUUAACCAGCCUUCACAGUCAGACAAAUGUAAAAGUUCAGAAGAGCCGGUGAAAGAAGAAGAGAAGAGAGAACCAAGCUGUCUUAAAAUAGAGAAUGGAAUUGCACCUAGCCAUGGCCUCACAUUUCCCAUCAAUUCUUGCCUCAAGUAUCUGUAUCCACCACCUUCAAGCACAAUUCUAGCAAAUAUAGCAAAUGCCUUGGCAAGCGUGCCCAAGUUUUAUGUUCAGGUACUUCAUCUUAUGAAUAAAAUGAAUCUUCCUCCGCCUUUUGGACCAAUUACUGCUCGUCCUCCCAUGUAUGAAGAGUAUUUACCAGUGCCUGUGCCACCCCCACCAAUUCCACCUUUGCCUCCUGAAGAGCCUCCUUUGCCCGAAGAGGAAGAAGAGCAAGUCUCUAGUGGAGAUGAAUCAGAAUAUGAAAGUGAUAAUGAGGAGGAAAAAGAGAGAAUGACCAAAUUGAUGGAAUUAGCGAACCUUCAACCUAAAAGACCAAUAAACACGAAGAAGCGUGGUGUUAGAAAAAAGCAAAGAAUUAAGGACUUACUGAAUGUUCCCACAUGUACUCCCCACAGUAAUUUGCACCCUACCCUGUCACCUUCAGAUGUCUUUGAGCAACCACAGCAUGUAGGUCUUAAAAAGAUUGAGUUCCAUAUUACUAGUGACAUCCCAUCUGUUCUUCAGAUAAACUCGGAAAGAGAAGAAAAAAAUGAUCCUUAUGCUACCACAGAAGAAAUCAAUAAUACAGGAUUUGGAAGGAUUUUUCCAACUCCUAGCUCAAAUGAUAAAAUGGAAACAGAGGAAGAAGAUGAUGAAAUACCAUCAGAGUUUAUUUCUAGAAGAGAACUAGAGAAAAACAGACUUUCUAGAGAAGGUACAACUGUGACAAUAAAUUAUGUAAUAGAAACUGCUUGCUUUGUUGUAAUAAAAAGUUUAAGUAUUUUCACUAUUAAUUUACCAUAUGUAAUUUAAUAAUUUGUUUUAUUCUUAGCAAAAA
This is a messenger RNA of Phasianus colchicus (ring-necked pheasant), 1597 nucleotides long. NCBI's taxonomy places the organism in Eukaryota, Metazoa, Chordata, Aves, Galliformes, Phasianidae. The record is from RefSeq and is a predicted model, not a curated record.